AUGGUGGUGGUGAUGGUGGGGGUGGCCGUGGUGGUUGUCGUUGUCGUUGGGGUGUUAGUGGUUGUAGUUAUCGUGGCGGCGGCGGUUGUGGUGGUGAUAGUGGUUUUAGUGGUGGUGGGGGUGGUGCUGGUGGUGGCGGCAGCGGUAAUGGUGGUGGUGAUUGUGGGGGUGGUGGUGGUAGUGGUGGCAGCGACGACAGCGGUUGGUGGCGGCGGCGGUGCCAGUGGUUGUGUUGGUGCUUGCGGCGGCGGUGGUGGUGGUGGUGGUGAUGGUGUUGGUGGUGGUGGUGCUAGUGGUGGGGCGAGGGCGGCAGCGACAGUGAUGGUGGUGGUUGUGGUGUUUGUAGUUGCGGUGGUUGCGGUAGUGGUGGUGGUCGUGGUCGUGGUCGUGGUUGUGGCAAUGGUUGUGGUUGUUAUGGUGGUGGUGGUGGUGGCGGUGGUAGUGGCGGCUGCACCGGUGGUGGUGUUGGUGGUGGUGGUGGUUGCGGUGGUGGUGAUGGUGGCGACGGUGGUUGUGAUGGUGGUGGUGGUGGUGGGUUUUGGUGGUGGUGGUGGUGGCGGCGGCGGUGGCAGUGGUGGUGGCGGCGAUAGUAGUGGUGGUGGUUGUGGUGGUGGCGGAGGUGGUUAUGGUUGUGGUGGUGGUGGUGGUGGUGGUUUUAAUCGUGGUAGUGAUAUUUGUUAUGGUGAUGGUUGUAGUGGUGGUGGUGGUGGCGAUGGUGGUGGUGGUGGGGGGGGUGGUUGUAGGGGUGGUUGUGGUGGUGGUCAUGGUGGUGGUCGUUGUGGUGCUGUUGGUGGUGGUGGUGGCGGCGGCGGUGGUGCUGGUGGUGAUGGUGGCGGUAGUGGUAGCGGCGACGGUGGCGGUGGUGGUGGUUGUGGGGGUGAUGGCGACCACAGUAGCGGCGACGGUGAUGGUGGUGCUGGUUGUGGUGGUGGUGGUAGCGGUGGUGGUGCUAGGGGCGGUGGCAGUGUUGGUGGUGGUGGUGUUGGUUGUGGUGGUGGCUGUGAUUCUAGUGGAGGUGAUGGUGGUGAUGCUGGUGGUGGUGGUGGUGGCUGUGGAGGUGGUUGUGGUGAUAGCGAUGGUGGUGACGGUAAUGGUGGCGACAGUGGUGGUGACAGCGGUGGUGGUGACGGCGGUGGUGGUGAUGGUGCUGGUGGGUGUGGUGGUGGCAGUCGUCGUUGUGUUAGUGGUGGUGGUGGUGUUGGUGGCGGCGGCGGCGGUGGUGGUUGUCGUGGUGGUGCUGGUGGUAGUGGUAGUGGUGUUAGUGGUGGUGGUGUUGGUGGUGGCGGCGGCAGCGGAGGUGGGGGUGGUUGUUGUGGUGGUGGUGAUGGUGGUGGCGAUGGUGGUGGUGACGACGGCGGCGGCGGCGGUGGUGGCCGAUGCGGUGGCUACGAUAGUGAUGGUGGUGGUGGUUUUGGACGUUGUGGUGGUGGUGGCGGCAUGGGUGCCAGUGGUUGUGGUAGUGGUGGCGGCGGUGAUGGGUCAUCGCAACCCAUACAAAUUUAA
Messenger RNA from Vigna radiata var. radiata (mung bean), 1503 nucleotides. RefSeq names its product glycine-rich cell wall structural protein-like. Lineage: Eukaryota; Viridiplantae; Streptophyta; Magnoliopsida; Fabales; Fabaceae. The transcript is spliced from 5 exons. The coding region runs from base 1 to 1503 and encodes 500 amino acids. The record is from RefSeq and is a predicted model, not a curated record.